UCAAAACUUUUUUCGUGUACAUUUUCUAUGAAUUUUCAAAAAUUAUUUUUGGAAAAAAUAUUUUUGCAUCGGUAAAAUGGCAGCAUCUCUGUCAUCGUGUACACUGACCAAUACUACAAUUACGAAACCUAAAUGGACAUCAUCAAUAUUUGGUAGUUAUUCAUCAACAACAACAGCAAACAGUUGUUCAUCAUCUUCGGUAACAUCAUCACCUGAUUCCGAUACAACAUCGUCGGAUUAUUUAUCCUUGUUCUUGAACUAUAAACGUUCUCAUAAUAAUCAUUCAUCAUCAUCAUCAUCGAUGUCAUCGUUGAUGAAUGAACAUUUUUCAUCUUCACCAGCAAAAACGGAUACAAAAACAUCAAUAAUCGGUACUAAUACUGGUACCGGCAUCAAAAGUCACGCGACACGAUCCAUUAAAUUCAAUCACCCAAAAAUAACUAAACAUGAAUUUGUCGCCCAUGGAUCUGCUGUCACAUGUUUGGCUUUAGGACAAAAAUCUGGACGUGUUAUGGUAACCGGUGGUGAUGAUGCCAAAAUAAAUUUAUGGGCCAUUGGUAAACCAAAUUGUAUUAUGAGCUUAAAUGGCCAUCGAACUUCAAUCGAAUGCGUCAAAUUUAAUCAAAAUGAAGAUAUUGUCGGAGCUGGUUCCGCAUCUGGUGCCAUUAAACUUUGGGAUCUUGAAGCAGCCAAAUUGAUACAAACAUUAACUGGUCACAAGACUAAUGUACGUUGUCUUGAUUUUCAUCCAUAUGGCCAUUUUCUUGCUUCUGGAUCAUUUGAUACUAGUAUUAAAUUAUGGGACUAUAGAAAAAAGACAUGUAUCAUUACAUACAAGGUACACACAAAAGAUGUACACUGCCUGAAACUUAGCCCGGAUGGCCGUUGGCUUGCAUCUGGUGGUAAUGAAGGAUCUGUGAUGUUAUAUGAUAUUGUUGCUGGAAAAAUGCUUGCCGAAUUGAAAGGUCAUUCAUCAUCCGUAACCGAUGUGGUUUUUCAUCCAAAUGAAUUCCUAUUGGCCAGUUCAAGUUCCGAUGGUACAGUAAAAUUUUGGGAUUUAGAAAGUUUUCUUCAAGUAUCGACGACAACCUAUCAAUCCGAUAUUGGAGCCAUCAGAAAGAUUGCUUUCCAUCCUGAAGGCAAAGCAUUGAUUGCCAGUGGUAAAGAUGCAAUGAAAGUAUUCGGAUGGGAGCCAACACAUCUUUAUGAUGUUGCACAAACAAAAUGGGGACGAUUAAAUGAUAUGACCAUUAUGGAUGAACAAAUUAUUGCCGGAACAUUUUCAACUACAAAUGUUUCAGUGUAUAUGGUCGAUUUGAAUACCAUACAGCCAUUCAAUUAUAAUAACACUAAAUCUAACAUUUGUACACGUGACAAUGUUCUUCGGCAAAGUACACGAAGAAAUUUCAAUUUCGAACAUACAAGCAAAACUUGUAAACAACUAGAAUCUUUAGAAUCAAGUCGAACGGAUGAUAUGGAUACAAUGAAUGGAUCAGAUGGCGGCGAUUCAUUGGCAGAAAUUUACAAUACCUGUGAUUAUAAAGAAAUAUUUCAAUCGCGAAGAGAAUUAAUGCGCACACCUCCGCCAUUAGAUGAUAGCACACCUAACGAUCAAAAUUUACGUAGCCUACAAUUCGAACCGACAAGUCUUUCUUCAUCUACGACUGGUUUUGCCGUCGGCCAAAAACCAUCGCUCAAAUCCGGUCUAAUGAUGGCCAAAGGACCAACAACAAUAUCAACCCCAUUGCAUUCUGUUCGCCAUCUAUCUGAAUCACUCAACAAUCUUAAUUUAAAUCAUCGAAACAAUAAUAUUUUUCCUUCCACUCCAUUGUCGCCUAUUAUUGCAAAUAAUAGCAACGAUAAUUCAACAACGGUCAUAAAAGAUUCAAAUAUUGCGAAUAAUAAUCAUAUCCUACCGCAUUCUACAUCUCUAACUGCUCUUAAUCAAUUGAAGCAUGUUAACGGUGAUGGUCAUCAUGUGACAACAUUUCCCAAUAUUACGAAUAUAAGUCACAAUAAAUUGAUAAACACACCAUCAUUAAUUUCGACAUCCAAUCCAUUGUAUUCAUCUCUAUAUGCUAAUGCAUCUAAUAGCAAUACUACACUGUCUCCAUUGAAUCACCAUUCUUUAUCAGUAGGACCACUUUCGCCCUCUGUUCAUCAUGGUAAUUCCGCCACAUCAUCAUCAACAGCAACACCAACAACCACGAUUAAUAAAUUGUCAUCAACAAAAUUGAAUGAAAAAUCCAAAAGCAAUAAUAAUAAUACAUCUACAUUAGCAACGACAUUGACACCAAAUAAAAUAACAUCUAUGGUUCGUCCAAUUAUAAACGAUUCAAAUCGACCAUCCAUCACAAGCAGCUAUUCGAGUUAUCAGCAAAAAUCUUCCAAUUCUGCGAACAAUGAUGACCAUAUAAUAACUGGCGUCAAAUCAUUAUCAUCAAUGAACCAUAGCAAUACAAAUGAUUCUACUAUGAUCAUACCAGAAAUACGUGAUCAUCCAGCCGGUCUGGAUUUUAACGAUUUUCUACCGAAACAUAUACAACAAUAUGGUUGUGAUUCACAGCCUUUCAUUUCUGAAAUUGAAACAAUUAAUACGAUAAUGAAAGGACAUAAAGCAGCCAAAGCUGGUCUAGAUUAUCGAAGAAAACAAGUACAGAUUGUAUUGGCUAUGUGGGCAACAAAAGAUUCAAAAACUGCUUUGGAAUAUGCCAUCAAUUUGGAUGAAAAAUCAAUCAUUAUUGAUAUAUUGAAUGUUAUGAUUUGGAAACCAUCGGUCUGGAAUUUGGACAUUGCUUUGAUUUUAUUACCAUGCAUACAGGAACUACUUCAAAGUAAAUAUGAAAGUUACAUGUCAGUAGGAUGCAGUGCAUUGGCUUUGAUAUUGAAAACAUUUUCGCCUACAAUCAAGAAUAACAUAUCUGCUCCACCAGGUAUCGGUGUGGAUAUCUCUCGUGAAGAAAGAUAUAACAAAUGUAUGAAAUGUUAUAAUUAUCUUCUUUCUGCUCGAGCAUUUGUAUUGAAACGACAAACAUUACAAGGUAAAAUUGGCCGAUCAUUUCGAGAGCUUUCCAUAUUGAUGCAAAAUCUUGAAUAAUAAUAUUCCUGUAUUGUAAAUGAUGGACAUAAUCAUCAACCACCGAUCUCUCACACAUAUAUUUUCUACAUACACUUUUUAUUUUAUGUUAAACCGAAUUUAUUUGAUUUUAUCCAUCUUUAAUCAUUUGACCUUUUCCCGUUUGGACAACAAAAAAAUUAUAUCAUCAUCAUUUGUGAUAAAGAAAGUAUUGUAAUAAUAAUUUUAAAAAAAUACAAUUUGUUGUUUUUGAAACAAAACUGAAUAAUUGAAUUAUCGAUUUUGUAAAUGUAUAACAUAUAGCACAGAAUUUUAAAACUUACAAGCUG
Dermatophagoides pteronyssinus (European house dust mite) is the source of this 3405-nucleotide messenger RNA. It is a transcript of the gene kat80, whose product is annotated as katanin p80. Gene Ontology annotation, biological process: microtubule depolymerization; microtubule severing. Lineage: Eukaryota; Metazoa; Arthropoda; Arachnida; Sarcoptiformes; Pyroglyphidae. Gene Ontology annotation, cellular component: katanin complex. The record is from RefSeq and is a predicted model, not a curated record. Gene Ontology annotation, molecular function: microtubule binding.